AUGGAGCCCCCCCCCCGCCCAAUCGGCAUCUAUUGAGAGGAAUUUCUCGGAGUACACUUCAAUAAUAAGAGUGACAAAGAAGAGCCACGGUGGAUGAGGAGAUGACAUUCAACCUGCCUAACAGAAAGAAAACAUGAUUUCUGGGUAUUAAAAACUAGCUCUCUGCUAUGUGUCAGACAAAUUAGAACAAGCCAAUCCAUGUAAUUCAACACAGGUGGCUUUGAAGUCAGUGACCAUGUGUUCAGUUUCAAAGACCCUUUGAUUCGGCUUUGAUUCAUACACCCUUCAGCAAAGUGGAAGCCGCUCACGUCUGCUGCGUUAACAUAACAGAGGCCCCAGUGCUGUAUGGGGAACCAGGUAUUGACUUAAUAAAUGGUUCCUGGCUCCACCAUCGCCAGGUUCAAAGAGAACAGCAGGCGAACAUUUAAAGGGGAAGUGCCGCCGAAAAUGUGCCGUUUGCUUUAAGGUACUUGCUGCAGGGCUCGAAUUAGCUCCUGUUGCAGUUUGUUUACUUGUUUUGUUCUUUUUCUUUGUGCGAACGUUUUUACGAGGCUUGCUUGGGGCGGGACCGUGAACCGGGCUCUGCGGCACGCGGACUUGGUUGACGAGAAUGGCAGUGGGGAGAAGUGAAAGCCGCCAUUUUGGUGCCAGCAGAGAGGAAAACAGGUACACAAGCACAAAGGGAGGUAUAGGGUCAUGCCGGGUCAUGCUGGGUCAUGCCGGGUCAUGCUGGGUCAUGCUAGAGGCAUCACCCCCCUCCCCCCAGCCCAGAAAUGUAACCAAUUACGCCUUCUGAUAACAGAUAAUUGCAUAAAAUUCCAAACAAUUUACUCAGAACCCCCCCUCUCCAGGUUGGUAAACUUUACCAAGACCCCCCACCCGUGUCGCCCCUCCUGCUGUGAGCCCCCUCCUCUGGCCCCCCCUGAUGUCUCCACUAUUAUACAUGCAAAAACAAGCUCUGUGCUACAUCCGCAGCCCAAUUAGUCACGACCCUAAGUCGCAUUUUCAAUAUGACGCGCAAGCAGACACUCACUGAUAGGACCCCUCCUCUGUGACCUUUGACCCCAUAAUUAGGGAGCUGAUUGGGUGCAGCUGUGGGUGUCUGGGACAGCUCCUGGUGCGCCGCCCUGUUUUAACCCCGGGAAUGACAGCCCAGCCAUGCACCGGUCCUCACACCCCCAUGAAUAAAAUGUACUGAUAAAUUUUUUUUUUUUUUUUUUUAGGUUUCAUUUUUUUUUUAACCUACCGUCUUUUUUGAGAUUCACAAAUAAAAUCUCACACAUAAGUAUACAUAAUUAGUCACUCGAGGGAGCAGAUUGGGAAGAAACACAUUUUUUUAAGAAAAACAUUAAAAAAAAGAUCAUGUCAUACAAGACCCAAGUCCAGCCCAUUACAAAAAAAUGAAUCUGUUUCAUCUAUGUUUUUUUUUAUCUGUUCUGAGUCAUUUUAGCACAGUGACAAAAUGGGAUGACCAGUCCCUUCGGCUAAUGAGCAAGUCUGCACUAAUGAUGUGCCCUGAACCAUGAAACACUCCGUCUGCCAUUAAACAGAAUCAAAUCUCAACUUAGGAGAUGUCUUACAGAUGCCUUAGAUUGGACACACGGCCACAGAUGUGCUUUGAUCUAUCACACCCCCUCCAGCAGCUUCCCUGUUCACUUGGACCAAUCCAUGUUGACUUUUCAAGUGGAAAGAGACCCUGCAAAAUGGUAUGUACCAUGAUGUGGGAAAUGACGGGGGUGUAAUAUGUAUGGUGUUAACUCAUAACACUCUUUAGCUUAAAAUAUCCUGCUUCUUUAUUUGAGCUGAUUGCAUUAAAAUGGCCGCCUCGCCUACAGUUAUUGAGUAAUAUAAUAACAUCCCUUCACUUCCUUGUCCGGCUUUUGGAGACCUUGGUGCGUCUGCAUCCUAUGUCAGGCUGCACAGAGCACAGGACCAAAGACCAUCCUAAGCCACAAAGUCCAAAUAAGUGUAGGACAGCCCCUCCCACUCUCUUUAUGAGUCAUCAGCAUCAGCAGGCCUUCGCAAAUAUCGCACGUAUAAUAAUUUUGUGCAUCAUUUCGAUUUCAGAAAAACAAUGUUUACUCCUAACAGCUAUAUUUUGCACUGAUUAUGUUAUUUACUGAGUUGUUGUUUCCCAAUUAAUUCUUCAAAUGAAGCAUCAGGAAAAUGCCGAGUGCACAAAUUAAUUCCAGCUUUAUAAAAAUGUCCAGCUAAUUAAACAGCUGAGAAAUUUAAGCUUUUAAGCCUGUGCAUUGAUAACAGACCAAGUGUUGCCACCACAAGCUGGGAGCGCGUUGCAGGGCCUCAAAUUCUGGGUGCAAAGAAAAUGAUAAGUUAUCCUCCGAUGAAAAGACUGGCUGGAAGCAGAACCGACUCUGCGAUACAUAUAAUUCAAAUGUAUAUAAAUCAAAAUCCCAGAGUAUUAUAAUUCAUAGUCUCUCCCUUUUGAACUUGAAGUUUACAUUUUCACUCAAGUGCCCAGGCGGUUUUUAAGAAUACCAGCACUGAAGAAAAUGAGAAAAAGAUUUAUUUUGCAAUAUUAUGGAUCUCCCAUAAUAAUUAAUAAUGUAUAAUGAAUAUUUCACUCAUGUUUUUGCAAAAUUGAUAAGAAUAUAUAUCUGUAUGCAUGUUAAAACUUGGUGUCCUUUAUGAUUGCAGACUAUUGUGUGUGACAAUUUUUGAGUUUUGUUUUAAUAUUUCCUGUUGAUGAAAAUGCCAGGACAAGUUAAACGGUCAAAGCAUUAAAAACAGAUUUAUUUGGAUGAAAAUUUAUUUGGUAAGCUUGCCUCGGAGGAGUGGGUCCUAGUACGUUGUUUCCCAAUCCGGUCCUGGGGGACCCACAGAUGGUCCAUGUUUUCACUCCCUCCCAGCUGCCAGUACGGGAAUAAGAAUGUGGAUGUGGAGCUGGGAGAGAGCAAAAACGUGGACUGGCUGUGGGUCCAGCAGGACCGGGCUGGGACAUAAUGCCAUAAUCCAGGGACAGAUUCUUGCAUGAAGGGAUUGUAGCUGGUGACUCAACAAGACUCCAAACCUGAGCAAAGAUGUCUUGGGUUUUUGGGCCAAUUUGGGUCGAUCACUGGAACUGGAACCGACUGAUCGCUGAUUACAGGGUGGGGAGGGGGCGUGGAGAUCUUCCAUUUAAAGAGUAACUUCACCCCCUGCUCCGAGUCUUACUCCCCCCACGGCAUCAUUUUUUAAAUUGCUAAAAAGUGGCCAAAGGGCUGAGUUCUAGUGGUGAUCAGUAUCAUUACAGAAAUGGAAACAAAGUUACUCGAUUGUCCAAGUAAAACAAAGAGGUGUGAGGCGUGAUUCAGCGGGCUAGUAUUCAGAAAAAGUAACUGGCCUGCUGAGGAGCUUGCAAAGCAGAACAUUAAAGCAAAAAUAAAAGGUGGAAUUAGAGAUGGUGGCAGAAACCUCUUCCUGCAGCUCAAUGUUUGUUACGUAAGAGCAAAGCUCUGCAGAUAACUCCGCUCUCCGACGCACCUGAGGUCCACGGCGCCACAUACACGUCAUCACCUGCGGACGAAACGUGAACCUUCAAACAGCCCAGCAUUCGGGCUCGGCUGGUUUCCCUCUCUGUACUCCGCCGUUUUUCUGUUAUUGACGGCAAUCAUAACAGCAUCUUCUGCCAUUUAUGUCGUGAUUGCAGACAAAACUGAUCAGACAAAUUAAGACCUUGUUCUAUAUCUUUCAUUAUCAGUCAUGUCUGCCUCUGAGGCCAGUUUUGUGUGGGCAGAGCACAUGGAGAAAACAUGAACCUACAGCAGUGAAGUAGUCAGCAGGUCAGGUGAGGUGGGAGAGCAUGCCCUGGUACUGCGUAUUACCGCACAACCAAACACCUCAGGAUCCCAGUUGGCGACCCCCGAGACCCAGAUAGGGUCCAGUUCUACCCUCUGGAAAUGCCCAUCUAUCUGCUGUAGCCAGGUGUUAAGUGGACGUUCCCUUGGCCUGGUCCAGCCGCUUGGGUCCUCAGCAAUGAGGAUCCUGGAAGCUGGAACACCCUCAAAGAAACACGCCACAUGGCCGUAACUGACGCUCCCUCACAAUGCAGGUAAUGUGCCUCAUUCGGAAUUCCCUGAGCAACCACUCAUUCGACACAAAGUCAAACCAGUGGUACCCAUUGACAUUGAAGAGACUCAGUAGCAAAGGAGUCCAGUCUUCGUCUCAGCUCACUGGAUAGUGUCCAUGUCUCACAGCCAUACAGCAAGACAGGGAACACCAGGACUCUAAAGACCUGGACCUUCAUCAGGAGCGUCACACACCCCUUUCCAGUGACCUCAUGACCCCCCCAUGCUCUUCCAGUCCGUCUGCCGACUUCAUAGGAAGAGUCACCCGAGACAUGAAUGUCCCUGCCAAGCACAGAGAGAACACGGAAACUCUCAACACAGGCAGCGGAACGAAGGCUGGACCCCCCCCUCACCCCCAACCCUACAAAUGUGAGGCAUCAAUGUAGGCUGUCAUGUUACCUCAAGAAAGGAACAAUCAGAUUCUACUAAAAAGAUUCUAUUAAGACGCAGAAUUCCUGGAAGCAGUCGAACCUUAUUUCGUGUUAAGAGGCUGCCUCGAGUCUGGACCAGCGACUUCAUCAGCGGUUUCGCACCACAGAGCGCGGCUGAGGGUGUGAGUGCAGCGCGGCCGCGCGUCUCACACAGACUGGACUCGCCGGAUUUUCAGGGCGCAGUCCUGGACCGUGUAAUUAAUCUUUUAAAGCGCACGUAUCUCCUCCAGUCAGGCGAAGCAAGGACGCGCUGUUCCAGCAACCACAUUCCAUCACUUACGCUGAAAAACGUGAAAGCAGGACUGCGUGACUGAGUUUUGCUAAAUGCCGGAGCAGACACCAUUUCCUCCGCAGUCAUUGGGCAUCUCAGCUGGACUCAGGGCCACUUUAUAGGCUGCGUCUUUCCACACUUGACGAUGAACCAGUCAGUGGCCCCUCUCCACACCUCCUCAUUCUCGUGCAACAUCAGCUCGAUCUCUGAGCCCCACCUGUUCAUCGGUGUAACCAAGAGCGAGCCCUACCACGUCGCCGUCCCCCUGACUGUCUUCUAUGGCCUGCUCUUCGUGUUCGGGCUAACCUCCAAUAGUGUGAGCUUCCUGACCCUCCUGACCAAUGCCCGCAUGAAGGCCAGCACCAUCCGACCCUACCUGCUGAGCCUGGUUGUCUCUGACAUCCUCCAGCUGCUCACUGUGCCCGUCACGCUCUACCGAUACUACUGGGAGAGCUACCCCUGGCGGCUGGGCGAGCCGCUGUGCAAAGUCUACUUCAUGAUCCGCCAGAUGUACUGCGCCACCACCAGCUGGACCAUCCUGGCGUUCACCGUGGAACGCUACGUGGCCAUCUGCCACACCAUGUGGUCUAUCUCCAGCCUGGAGAAGGCUCGUCUACCCUGCUUGCUGGCCGGUGUCUGGGCGCUAUCCCUGGCUUCCGCUGUGCCGUUCGCCCUGGUGUAUGGGCAAGCCCCAGCCUGCAUCUUGGACUACACUGCAACAUCACCUUCAGAAGCCUUCAUGCUGUCCUCCAUGUGUGAAAUGAUAGAAGAUGAGCCGUCCCCCAUAUACCGGGCGGCCCUCUUAAUGAGGGCCGUCCUCUGUUUCCUGGUGCCAUUGGUGGCCAUCGUCACCCUCUUCUUCCUCAUGAUCUCCCACCUCUUACGCCAUGGCCGCCAGAGAAAAGCCAUUGGCCUCACCAGGACAGUGGUGGCAGCCAAGGGGCAACCUUCACCACACCAGGGGAGGGGGAAACUACUUUUCUACGAAAGACGGGCUCUACAGCUUAUGGGAGCGGUAGUGGUGGCCUUCUUUGUGUGCAACUUCCCCGACAUGGCCUCGUCCCUCAUGCAGGUCUACGUCGAGGUGUGGUCCGACACCGUGCUGCGGGUCUACACUGCCCUCAAGUCCUACCUCUCGUUGCCUCUUUGGUACGUCAACAGUGCCCUGGACCCCAUCCUAUUCUGUAUGUCCUCCGACACCUUCCGCAAGGCCUGCUGGAAGACCUUGGGACCAAUACAAUCCCGCUGCCUGUGUCAGCGGCAAAAGGCACCUGCGGCCAGGAGCAGGACCAGGCUCACGUCCACCAGGACCAUGAGCUUCUCCAGGUGGGAGUCUGGAGAAUGUGCUGGGCUCAGGCACCAACAAGAGGAUCCACAGCUGCUCUCACUACAUAACUUACGUUAGGGCUGGGGGUCUGGUUCCCUUUCUCGAAGAAAAGAAACACUUGCUUGAGGAGUUUCUGUCCUGCGGACUUUGAUAAUUAUGCUUGACUUCACUUGUAACCCAUGGUGUUUGGAUGAUGUUGUGCUUGAUUCACGAUGAAGUUCAUCCCACCACCCUAAUUAUCCAAGAGACUUUAUCCGCUCAACAAUUUGCUUGUUCAACAAAUUUAUCCAGUAAUAGCACAUUCACAACUAAUGGAUGUUUUAAAAAUGUAUUGUAGGUUAAUCAGUUAUUAAACAUUAGAGUGGUUUAUUUCCAUCAAAAACAUCUUUCUGUCCUUUCCACACUAUCAUGGUUAUGGUUUGUCCUGAAUAUGUCCUUUGUUGCAGUGCUUUUAUCAUCAAAAGGAAAAUACUCAUGUAAUGUUAGAAACUUCUACUUUUCCUUGAUGUCCUUUAUAUGUCAUUUCAUUAUUAAAAACGGCAUAUCUAUUUAUUAUAAUAAUUUCUGGAACAUUUCUGGAAAAAAAAACAUACUUGGUUUGAAUAUACCAAAUGUAUGAAUAUAAAAAUGUUUGACUGUCUUCGGGAAUAAGUCGUUUAAAGGAA
Molecule: messenger RNA, 6761 nt
Organism: Brienomyrus brachyistius
Lineage: Eukaryota; Metazoa; Chordata; Actinopteri; Osteoglossiformes; Mormyridae
Product: neurotensin receptor type 1-like
Exons: 6
Coding region: 4915-6174 (419 amino acids)
Biological process (GO): G protein-coupled receptor signaling pathway
Cellular component (GO): plasma membrane
Molecular function (GO): G protein-coupled receptor activity
Source: RefSeq, a predicted model, not a curated record